UAGUUUGUUUGUUGACAGUUGAAUUCGUUUUUGAACUUUGCUGUUUUCUAUUCGUUCUGUUUCAAUUUUAAUAAUUUGAAAUGCUUCCAUAUAAGUAUUUUAGAGUUUAAAAAUAAUUAAAUCAUUUUUAAGAAAGAAACAGUUUAAUCUCCUUAAACAUAAGGUAUCUCCUGAAAGUGAACGAAUAAGGAAAAGCUGAAAAAUGUCGACGUCAAGUCAAAAUAACGGAAGAAAGAGUUCAAACAGCUCUAUUGUCAACACACCCUCCAGUACGCCCCUCACAAAUGCUGCUAAUGGAAAUUCGCAAGUUAGCACACAAAGUUCUCCACCACCUAAUAACAAUGCUCCUAAAUAUGGGACUCUAGUUCCAAACCGAAUAUUUGUUGGUGGAAUUACGGCCAAUACCACCGAAGGUGAUUUAAUGCAGCUCUUCAGUAGCUAUGGAACUGUAAAGGCAGCAAAAAUAAUACAGGAUAGAGCUGGCGUUUCAAAGGGAUAUGGUUUUAUAACGUUUGAAAGUGAAGAUGACGCCAAGAGACCAUUAAAGGAAGCUGAUAACAUUGUUUUCAAAGAAAGGAAGUUGAACAUAGCACCAGCUAUCAAAAAACAGCCAUUCAGUCGGGCAUUUGAUGCAUCCAGUCCACCAAAUGUAGCAGCUGGAAACCCUGCACAUUUUUUUUUCCCACCCGGAGCUGCGAUGCCAUAUUUUCAAGGGGGUGUUGCCUAUUAUCCACAACCUCCACCUGCUGCUCCUGGAGACCCAAAUGCCCAGCAACAAGUUUACCAACCUCCCACUGUGUACCCCACUCAGGCAGGCCCUCCUCAAACGGCCACCUAUCCUUCUAUGAUGUUCCCCGCACAGCCAAUUUACAUGCCGCAACAGUAUCCUAUGCCCAUACCGUAUGACUACAACUUCUACCAGACAAAUGGAGCUCCGCCCUCCGCACAGUAUAUUGUUGGAGGCCAGGGUGGCCCCGGAGGACCACAAUGUGGCCCAAUCGCGCCUUCCAAUAGUCCCCCAAGGCCACCUUGUUAUAGCCAACAGAUGCCAGCCUAUAAUCCAGCAGAUCCCAUGUUCUACAACAUACCCGUCUAUGGUCCCACAAUGGAGGGACCACCUGUUUACACCGAGGCCUUCGACUUGGGAAAUGGUGGACCAUACGCAGAGGUGCAUAUGUCGGCAACUCAGACCUUCGUACCGCAAGCUAGGCGCAAUAAGAGAUCUGUUAGACGUAGCGGCACCGGCGGAUUGAACGAAAUUGGCGCUGGCGACGCCCCCCUUCCCACUGAAGUCGGCGGUGAGGUGUGCAAGAAAUUGGAGACGCUCAAGUUGUAGUAGGUGGGAGAAAGUCAUUAUUAUGUAUAUUUUUUUCUAUUUAUUUAAGACUGUACAAUAACUGUAACAUAUUAUAAAUUUAAUGUAGACCUAUGAGAGGGAUAUUAAUAUAAUAUAUAUUUAUUGAAAAAUG
Molecule: messenger RNA, 1469 nt
Organism: Leptinotarsa decemlineata (Colorado potato beetle)
Lineage: Eukaryota; Metazoa; Arthropoda; Insecta; Coleoptera; Chrysomelidae
Biological process (GO): 3'-UTR-mediated mRNA stabilization; positive regulation of translational initiation
Cellular component (GO): cytoplasm
Molecular function (GO): mRNA 3'-UTR binding; translation activator activity
Source: RefSeq, a predicted model, not a curated record